GAGAGAAACUCAUGCUCGCUCGUAGCGGUCCAUGUCGUACCGUCCGUACCGAGUCCGACCCACUCGUCAGUAGGUGCUGAGCCUUCGACGAGAAUCGAUCACUCUUCUAGCGGGUCUUGUUGAGAGGUGGUGCGGUGUUUUCUGUGUGUAUUCUUGUGCCCCGAGGCCGAGAGUGCGGUGGAGUGUUCUUUCCUCCUCCUUCUCCUCUUCUUUCGAAAGAGCAUCAUUGCGCGACGGACCGACGACGUCGCGUUGUGUUUGUGUUUGUGUUCGUGUGUGUGUGCGUGCGUAAAUUACCAAGUCGAGGCGAUGGAAAAUUGAUAUUUUUCCUCGAGUGCAGUGAAAAUCCGUCGAAGCGAACCGUUUCGGUCGUGCUGAAAUUGGCCAACCGCUAUCGAAGAAGGCCAAAUUGAUCAACAACCGAAGAGACACAGGGUUGGACGGUGUCAUUACGAAGUGCACGCAUUUUCGGGUGUUAGUUUCUCUCCCCUUCGCCGUAGUUUGGCGACAGCUCGCGGGCUCCUCUGUUUCGUUCGAGGGAAUCCAUCUUGCGCUCAUGCGCCUGAUUCGUCGCCGUCUUCGAUUCGAGUGGUGGUGAGCUCUUUCCCAAUAAUACUUUUCAUUCGGUCGGUCAAUUUUGGUCAUUGUGGGACCGAGACGUGACCCCCUAGGGCUUUCCAGGGCUUGGUGGCUGAAAACGGUGCCCUCCAGUGUGACUUAGUGGUAGUGAUCAAUCCUUCAUUUUCCCGUUCGUCAAGUUGGGAAGAAGAGUGUUGUAUUUUUUUCUACUCGCACCUUCGGAAAAGAAGGGAGUUGUGCAAGUGAGAGAGAAGGAGAGAAGAAGCGAAAAGGUGUGUGCGAGACGAUACACAAAAAGUCGUCAAGCAGGACCAGGAGAAAGUUGCAGUGCAGCAACCAUCACCAGCAUCAUCAUCAUCAACAUCAACAGCAGCAGAUUUUGUGAAGACGAAGCGACUUGCAUCGCCGAGGAUCCAGAGUGGAAAUCAGAAGCAAAGUCCAGCAACAUCACAGCUUUGACUACCUCGCAGGGUGGUGAAAAUCUGUGCGUGGAAAACCCCCAGCUUAUUAGCUGGCAACCCUGUCGGCAGGCGACCAAGGGGGUGCCUAGAUUGUUCGGCAGCAAUUUUUGUGUGCGUGCCAAGUGAGUGAUGCAAAUGGGGCUGCCCCGUAUGAUCUGACUGGAUCUCUCUCUCUGGCUAGGUCCUUGCAAUCGGUGCACUGUUAGUCGGUGAAGAAUUUUCCUCGGGUUCGGUCGGGUGCCACCCUUCGUAUCAUCGCUGGCUGGUGGGAAAGCAAAACAAAUCGAUUUUUCCGCCGUACGUACACGGUGCCUGGGCCUGAUAACCAUCAUCCGAGAGAAAAGUGCUAAAUUGUUAAUUGUUAUGGCCGUGCAUCUUUAGCGUCGGGACGUUAGCAGCUGUCAAGUGUAGGCUGACAGCUGACUGCGGUGUUCGGUUGUUCUUUUCGGAAAGUGUCUGACCCCUUCAAGCGGCGGUGCCAGGAAGUGGGUGCGUACGGGUUCCGAUUCCGGAACGGUGGGAAUUCGGAGGUGUUUCCUUUUGUAGUGUUGUUCGAUUAACGCACCCUCUGGUGGUUGGCUGGUGCUUUGUGUUGUUACGAGUGAAAUGCGGGUGAAGAAUCUACUAAACGGAAAGUGAGUAAAUCGCGGCAAGCUAGUGCAAGGGUUUACACUCGUCGUCGACGUCGUCAAUCGAUAUCGAGCAGUGCCCUUCGACUUCGUCGUCGGUUGCUGGGCAGCGGAAAGCACAGGGCUGCUGCAAUUUGCAUCGAAAUUUUCCUGCAGAAUCGAGGGAGAGAACGGGUGUGGGAUUCUGCAGCACCAAGACAAGCGCAGUUUCCUUGGCGUGCAGCACACCAAUACAGAGGCAGAAGGCGGAGAAUAGUAGGCGAGAAGCAGUAGCAGUAUCAACGAUAGGAGAUUCGUAGGAGGCCGAGCGGUAGCGGAAGACUGGCGAAAAAUGUCGUCCAAAAACAUACCUGCUGAUAAGGUAAGAAUCCCAUAAAAAAUGAUUCAGCAAAUUUUCAUUCAUACGUAAGUAUUCACGAGACAGUAACAAUCAGCAUUACUACGAAACCACAAGUGGUCCAAAUAUUCAAAGUAGCAAUCACGCGGGUAUUCAGCAAGACCAUGCUGAGAGCUACGGGUUCGAUUCCCGGUCGAUCCAGGAUUUUUCGAUGAUGAAAACAUUCUUGUCUUCUUUGGGCAUAGAGUGUUAUCGUGUCUACCACAAGAUAUAACACGUACACGUUGCAGUUGUCGGACGUCAACGAUUACCAUCCUCGAAAACUCUGGUUUAAGAUCAAUCUUUUUUUUCUAUAGAAUGGGAGGUGGUUCCUUGGAUUAUGUGGGGAUCGACCCACUAAGAACUCAUUCUCUCCCUUACGUUCGAGGUACGCCCGUUAUGGAUGACUUCGAGAACGGGACCAGCUAGUGCCAUAAGUUUCCCUCUCUCCCCUGAAUGUUUGGGUCCUAGCUAGUAUGUACUACAUAUAUACUACCCGUUGGACUCAUGCUCCCGGAUGAGGAGGUGGGCCAACUUAACUUGCUGUUGGUCGGUCCGCCAUUUUCUCUGUAGUUCAAGUACAAUUCGGGAGACCAUGGAAGUAACGGAAUCACAUUUGUCCGCCCUGUACAUAUCCUUUCAACAAAGUUGUCCGAAGUGAUAUCUCUGCCGCAUAUCUCCUGCAUACUCGACCUUUGCUCCACGAAGCGUGGGCUUUCAAAGAGCACAUGCUCUGCGGUCUCGUCGCAGUCUGCGCUUUCUGGACAUGCGGGGGAGCCUGCAUAUCCGAAUCUGUGCAGAUACCACCUAAACACCCUGGCAAAAAUUGUUUCAAGUGAAAAUCCACCUCGCCAUGGGGCCUGCUUGUCCAUUUGGACACGCUCGGUCUCCUCUUCUCUCUUCUCUCUUCUUGGCGUAACGUCCUCACUGGGACAAAGCCUGCUUCUCAGCUUAGUGUGUUCUAUGAGUACUUCCACAGUUAUUAACUGAGAGCUUCCUCUGCCAAUGACCAUUUUGCAUGUGUAUAUCGUGUGGCAGGCACGAAGAUACUCUAUGCCCAAGGAAGUCAAGCAAAUUUCCUAUACGAAAAGAUCCUGGACCGACCGGGAAUCGAACCCGUCACCCUCAGCAUGGUCAUGCUGAAUACCCGUGCGUUUACCGCCUCGGCUAUAUGGGCCCGCGACUAUAUGACACGCUCGGUAUGAGCCUGUAUAUCCAUCUACCUUUGCUGGGGGAAUCCCAUUCCCUCUGUCACUUCAACACAGACAAUGUUCUGGCGAUUCGUUUCGCGCCUCUUAUGCCGCGUCACUCGAAGCACUCUUCGUCCUCUGUCACCACCAGGGUUGUGAAAUGCCACGAAAGUGUCAAGAAAAUAUUGUCAUGACAUUUUCUAGUUCUGCCAUUUCCAAUGCAAAUUCGAUGUCAAAAAAACCUAAUGACAUUUUUGUGACAUUUUACAACCCUGGUCACCACUAGUACUCUGGGCAUCAUGCCCGCUUGCACAAAUACCACGUCAUUUGAGACAGUGCCAUGGACCGUGCGGUAUGCGCUGACCACCCUAAGGCACAUCAAUCUGUGGUUAUUCUCAAGUCGCUUCACGUUUCGGUUCACUAUUAGCACAUUUGACCAUGCAUCGGCGCCAUAUUACAUGACCAUGCAUCGGCGCCAUAUUACAUGGAGCCCGCUACUGCCACGAGCAGCUUACGCUUAUUCGAGGCUAUUGUCAAGCUAUUUGACAUUAUCUUUGCCAAUGCCAUUAUCGCCAUACUUGCCCUUUUGCAAAUCGACCACGUUCUGAUUGAUGGACGGCACUUCUCCGACAUUAUCGACGUCAGGACCUAUCGUGGCGCUAGAAUCGACUCUGAUCACUACCUGGUGAUGGUUAAACUGCGCCCAAAACUCUCCGUUAUUAACAAUGUACAGUACCGACGGCCGCCCCGGUACGAUCUAGAGCGACUGAAGCAACCGGAUAUCGCCACCGCAUACGCGCAGAAUCUCGAGGCAGCGUUGCCGAACGAGGGUGUGCUCGAUGUGGCCCCUCUAGAGGACUGCUGGAGUACAGUCAAAGCAGCCAUCAGCAACGUAGCCGAGAGCACUAUCGGGUACGUAGAACGGAGUCGACGAAACGAUUGGUUCGACGAGGAGUGCAGAGCGGUUUUGGAGGAGAAGGAUGCAGCGCGGGCGGUAAUGCUGCAGCAUGGAACCCGACAGAAUGUGGAGCGAUACAGACAGAAGCGGAAGCAGCAGACCCGUCUCUUCCGGGAGAAAAAGCGCCGCCUGGAAGAAGCGGAGUGUGAGGAAAUGGAACUGCUGUGCCGUUCACAAGAAACACGGAAGUUCUACCAGAAGCUCAACGCAUCCCGCAAAGGCUACGUGCCGCAAGCAGAAAUCUGCAGGGAUAAGGACGGGAGCCUCCUGACGGACAAACGUGAGGUGAUCGAAAGGUGGAAGCAGCACUUGAACGAGCACCUGAAUGGCGAAGAGAAUGUAGGCACGGAGGACCAAGGCAGCGAAGGAAAUGACUAUGUUGGUGCAGCAGAGGACGGCAACGAACCAACUCCCACGCUGAGGGAAGUUAAGGAUGCCAUCCACCAGCUCAAAAACAACAAAGCGGCUGGUAAGGACGGUAUCGCAGCAGAACUCAUCAAGAUGGGCCCGGAAAAGUUGGCCACCUGUCUGCACCAGUUAGUAGUCAAGAUCUGGGAAGCCGAACAGCUACCGGAGGAGUGGAAGGAAGGGAUAAUCUAUCCCAUCCAUAAGAAAGGCUACAAGUUAAUGUAUGACAACUUUCGAGCGAUCACCAUUUUGAAUGCCGCCUACAAAGUGCUAUCCCAGAUCAUCUUCCGUCGUCUUUCACCUAAAGUAAAUGAGUUCGUGGGAAGUUACCAAGCCGGUUUCAUCAACGGCCGGUCGACAACGAACCAGAUCUUCACCGUACGGCAAAUCCUCCAGAAAUGCCGUGAAUACCAGGUCCCAACGCACCACCUGUUCAUCGACUUCAAAGCGGCAUACGAUAGUAUCGACCGCACAGAGCUAUGGAAAAUCAUGGACGAGAACAGCUUUCCCGGGAAGCUUACCAGACUGAUAAGAGCAACGAUGGACGGUGUGCAGAACAGUGUAAGGAUUUGGGUGAACUAUCCAGUUCAUUCGAAUCUCGACGGGGACUACGACAAGGUGAUGGACUUUCCUGCCUACUAUUCAACAUCGCCUUGGAAGGUGUUAUGCGACGAGCCGGGCUCAACAGCCGGGGUACGACCUUCACGAAAUCCGGCCAAUUUGUCUGUUUUGCGGAUGACAUGGAUAUUAUUGCUAGAAUAUUUGGAACGGUGGCAGGACUGUACACCCGCCUGAAACGUGAAGCAGCAAAGGUCGGACUGGUGGUGAAUGCGGCUAAGACAAAGUACAUGCUGGUAGGUGGGACUGAGCGAGACAGGACAAUCCUUGGCAGCAAUGUUACGAUAGACGGGGAUACUUUCGAAGUGGCAGAAGAAUUUGUCUACCUCGGUUCCUUGCUUACGGCUGACAAUAACGUGAGUCGUGAAAUACGAAGGCGCAUCAUCAGUGGAAGUCGUGCCUACUAUGGGCUCCAGACGAAUCUGCGGUCAAAAAAAAUUCACCCCCGCACCAAAUGUACCAUGUACAAGACGUUAAUAAGACCGGUGGUUCUCUACGGACACGAGACAUGGACGAUGCUCGAGGAGGACCUGCAAGCACUCGGAGUUUUCGAGCGACGCGUGCUAAGGACGAUCUUCGGCGGAGUGCAGGAGAACGGUGUGUGGCGGAGAAGGAUGAACCACGAGCUCGCUGCACAUUACGGUGAACCCAGCAUCCAGAAAGUGGCCAAAGCCGGAAGGAUACGAUGGGCAGAGCAUGUUGCAAGAAUGCCGGACAACAACCCUGCAAAGUUGGUGUUUGCUAACCAUCCGGUUGGUACAAGAAGGCGUGGAGCGCAGAGAGCACGAUGAGCGGACCAGGUGGAGCGUGAUCUGGCGAGUGUUGGGCGUGAGAGCUGCAGCUGCAAAUCGAGUGUUAUGGCGGCAAAUUGUUGAUUCAGUAUUAUCAUGAAUUUGAUGUUAACUAAAUAAAUGAAAUGAAUACCCUUUUGCAGGAAUAUUUCACGUAGCUUCCGAUUUUCAUACAGUGAUAGACAUUCGUUUAGCCGAGGCCAAACAAUUUUCUAAAAAGUGUAAGGAAACUCAUACAAAAGAUUUUAUGAUAAAGCUUUUGUAUCGUAGUGAUAGUAUAACUAGUACUGUUUUAUAAAAAAAAUGUGAUACAUCACUCUUACAUAUACACUGAAACAAAAACGAGGGUAAAACCCUUCAAAUGUCAUUUUUUUUCCUAGACAUUCGUUUAGCCGAAUUGUAAAAUCAGAUCGACUUGUAAAUCAUGAAUUGGAUCGUUUUUGGAAGUAUUGCCAUAUUAAUUUUGCAUGCAUCUCAUAUAAAUAUGCCAUAAUAUUGUAAAUGUUUCCAAAUUGACAUUUGAUGUAGUUAUUUUUAUCGAAAGUGUUUCAAAAGAAUCUAAUGAAGGUUUCAUGACGAGUGCAAGUUAAAAAUUUAUGAAAAACAAUGUUUUUAACAGAAAAAAAAUAACACAAACCAUCAAAAAAUCACGUAUUUAAGUAUUGUUUUGAUGAAAUAUGAUGGUUUCACUUGAAUAAAUCACAGCGUUUACUACUAAUACGUCUUCUAAUAGCUCCCAAUAUCUUCUAGACUGUAUUCUGGUUGAAAUAACAUACAUUGCACAAUGGUCCGAAUCCACGUUUUAGCAGGAAAAAAAUCCGUAUCUCUGUUUUCGUUAAUUUUAGGCGUUUGGUGUCUUCAGAGAAGUUGUUUGCAUUUGUUUGCUGCAUCUUUUCCAAAAAUUGUUGAUUAGGGUGGUCCUCGUCUUAACUCAUAUCUGGAAUAGAACUUUUAAAUUUUAAGUCAUACGCGUUCGAGUUCUUCAGCAAAGUUGUAGGCAAUACUAUUUCGAGCAACUUUGCCGAAUACGCCAUUUACCUAGCUCUUAAUUUGAACAUAGUAGGUCAAUUUUAAGUUUUGACUUAGGGUGAGCCACCCAAAAACGGUGUUUUCGCAAUAACUUUUUUAUUUGAUUUUUUUCGAAGAUGUGAGCUUCGGAGCAUUUGAAGAGUAAGUAAUGACGCAUAUUUGUUCUGAACAUUGCAUGUUGCUAGGUCUUAUCAUUCAAAUGUUAUGGGCAAUUUUCGCUUAAGAACAACAAUGUUUUAAAAUGCUUAUAUCUCAUAGAGCUGGUAAAAUAAAAAAAGCUCUUUAAGCGGCAUUUGUAAGGUCACAUAUAAAGCCAAAUUUGGAGCAAAAAUUACAAGAACGUUAUUUUUUUAAAUUGGAAUAAAUCGACUCCAAAAAUCGCCUUAAGAAAUCGAAAAACUACAUAAAACUCAUACAAUUUUAAAGAUAGAGUCAAACUGUCUUCGGAAAAAAUGUGGGUUUUUACCAUACCUAAAAGUUUUCCAUACAUGACUUUUUGUAAAACGUGAAACAAAAGCUUGAAAUUGAUCAUUUGUUUUUAAAGAUUAUAAUCGUUCUGAUUUCCUAGAAAAACAUAGCAUGUACCCCUAAGAAUCAAAUUAUCAAUUUCAAGCUUUUGUUUCACGUUUUGCAAAAAACUCGUGUAUGGAAAACUUGUGAGCAUGGUGAAAACCUACAUUUUUUCCAAAGACAGUUUGACUCUAUCAUUGAAAUUGUAUGAGUAAUAUGUAGUUUUUUAAACUUUUAAGGAGAUUUUUGGAGUCGAUUUAUUCCAAUUUAAAAAAUAACGUUCUCGUAAUUUUUGCUCCAAAUUUGGCUUUAUAUGUGACCUUCUAAAUGCCACUUAAAAAACUUUUUUUAUUUUACCAGCUCUAUGAGAUAUAAGCAUUUUAAAACAUCGUUGCUUUUAAGUCAAAAUUGCCCAUAACAUUUGAAUGACAAGACCUAGCAACAUGCAAUGUUCAGAACAAAUGUGCGUCAUUUCUUGCUCUUUAAAUGCUCCGAAGCUCACAUCUUCGAAAAAAAUCAAAUAAAAAAGUUAUUGCAAAAACACCGUUUUUGGGUGGCUCACCCUAAGUCAAAACUUAAAAUUGACCUACUUUGUUCAAAUUAAGAGCUAGAUAAACGGCGUAUUCGGCAAAGUUGCUCGAAAUAGCAUUGCCUACAACUUUGCUGAAGAACUCGAUCGCGUAUGACUUUAAAUUAAAAAGUUCUAUUCCAGAUUUCAGUUAAGACGCGGACCACCCUAAUCAAAAAUUUUUGGAAAAGAUGCAGCAAACAAACUCAAACAACUACUCUGAAGACACCAAACGCCUAAAAUUAACGAAAACAGAGAUACGGAUUUUUUUUUCCUGCUAAAACGUGGAUUCGAACCAUUGUGCAUUGGACGGCUCAUAAUUCGAGAAAUGGCACGGAAUGUAUUCAAAUUUCUAGCAUGAACUACUUGUUUCAUAAUUUAGACGUUCUUUUCAAAUAAAUCAUGUUAAAAAUAAAUGUGGUUCACAACUGAGACACAUUUGUAAUAUAUUUCUUCAGAUUGAAUGAAAUAAGCAAAUUGUUUGACCAUAUCUUGCAUUUUUGUAUGAGCAUCUGCUUUUAAAUAAAUAGGGUACAAAAAAUCUGACACUUCUUGCAGUUCUUUCAAUUAGCAGUCUUCUAACUCAUUUAUCACGGUGUGCCAAAAACCGUUAUUAUCAAAUAAAAAUGUCCACCAAUUUGGCACCCGUCAUUCGAAAGAUAUACUAUCCUAGUAUCUACUCUGAAAAUUUGAAAAUCUUUCAUCGAGGGAAAUUGAAGUUUUUGCCAUUUGAGCAUAUUGCGUUAUUUCUUUAGAAUUUUCAUAUAUGAGUAAAUAUGCACAUAUAGUUGUUCUAAGGCUGUUUAUGAUUUCAACAAAUAUAUGUACAUUAGUUUUUCAAAUACUUAUCAACAUGUAUGAUAUCCAAGCAUAGUUUCUGCAAAUUUGCCAACAUUUUGUUAGAGGAAUCACAAGUUACAGUAAUUUGAAUAGUUUGCUCUGAUAUCCCAACAUAUUUCCCCAAUAUGUUACCUAUAAUUCAGUUACUUACAUAUAAGUUUUAAACCCGUAUACGUCAUCAAAACAUUUUUUUAGCAAUUUGUAUUGAAUAUAUGUUAUAUUGUUAUAUUGUUGGGCAUAUAUGCGAUAAAUUUUAAACCAUUAUAUUGCUGGGUUUGAUAGUCACGCUGGCUUAAGAGUUUAAGACAUUUAUAAAAUAAUUUGAAAAAGUGUUAGGAGAAAAUCUACCACAUGUUUAAAAUAUUUUCUAGUCUAUAAAUGUAGUAAAAAUGUGUCUUUAACAUGGAUAACCGAUCUUUUUUAAAAAUAAAAAAAAAUAUUCCAUCAGAUAAUUGGAGUUAUAGCUUAUGGUAUUGGGUAUCAACUCCAAUUUAUCAAAAAUUAAGUUAGAUUAUGAGAUUAUCAUAUUUACACCCUUAAACAACUGCUAUGAGGUGUUUGAAAUUGUAACAACAACAAUAUAUAUUAGCAUGGGUAGAAAAGUCAUUUCACUCCUGCACACUUCUUGAGUUCCAUUUUGGCCCCAUAUAAACUGUGCAAAAUUUCAGCACGAUCGGAGAAACUAUAUUUUAGCGCCAGCCGUUUUAAGUUUUCAUACAAUUUACUAUGGGCAAAAUCACCUUUUCAAAGAAGAAUCGCCACAGGUGGCCCCAUAAUCCCUAAAAAUUAGAUUGAUGAAUGAUUUCUGUAGGAAAUUUGACGAGGAAUCAACCCUCUGAACACCGCAAAGCGAUCUAAGGCAUGUGGAAAAAGAUAUUGACUGAAAACCGAAUAGCAUGGCAACGCCGUUUAACAUGUAAGGAUUAACAAUAAAUAAUAAUAUAUCGUCAUUUUAUUGAUCGGGUAAGGCUUUAUGUUUUUUUAACGAACAUUACAUCGCUUUGCGGUUUACGGAGGUCUGAAUUCUCGUGAAGUUUUUUUUUAAGAGAUCACAUCAUUCAUUUUUAGGGAUCAAGGGGCGAUUUUGUUUGAAGAAGUAAAUUCUUCUCAUACUAAAUAGUAUGAACAUUUAAAAAGGAUGGGCGUUAAAAUAUAGUUUCUUUGAUUGAGCUGAAAUUUUGCACAGUUUAUAUGAGGGCAAAAUGGCACUCAAAAAGUAUACGAGAGUUUUACCAUUUUUUCCAUAUAACCG
Molecule: messenger RNA, 10209 nt
Organism: Aedes albopictus (Asian tiger mosquito)
Lineage: Eukaryota; Metazoa; Arthropoda; Insecta; Diptera; Culicidae
Product: SKI family transcriptional corepressor 2-like
Exons: 3
Coding region: 3720-5396 (558 amino acids)
Biological process (GO): negative regulation of BMP signaling pathway; negative regulation of transcription by RNA polymerase II
Cellular component (GO): nucleus; transcription regulator complex
Molecular function (GO): DNA-binding transcription factor activity, RNA polymerase II-specific; RNA polymerase II cis-regulatory region sequence-specific DNA binding; SMAD binding
Source: RefSeq, a predicted model, not a curated record